AGACAGCCGAGCUUCACAGACCCCGCGGAGACCCCCUCCCAACGUCGUCUCUGAAACGAACAAAGAACUUGCGUCUCUGUCGAGAGAGGGAGGGAGGGAGGGAGAGAAAGGGGCAAUGGGAAUGGAUUCCCACCGAAGACUUGAUUCUCUCACCGCUCACAUCGCCCUCUACCACUCAGCCUCCUCCAAGGUAUCGAACCCUAACCCUAGCCCUCGGGCUGCCGUACUCCGGUGGUUCUCGGGCCUGACCGUCGCCCACCGCCAGUCCGCCCUCACCGUCGCGGACGCCGACUUCCUUCGCGUCCUCCUCCAGAUGCUCUCCCGCCUCCGCCGCCGAGGCCACGGCUUCUUCUUCCUCCUCCCUGACCUCCCCUCCCCUUCCCUCCCCUCCCUCUGCUUCCGCCGUUCUUACGGUCUCCUCUCCCGCGCCGCUGCUGCCGACGCCGCCGAGAGGACCGUCGCCGAUUCCCUCCUCCUUUUCGCGUCCAGCGAUGAUUCCCCGCUCCUGGACGCGGCCACGGUGGCGGAGGACCUUGUCUCGGAUGUUGACCGCUUCGUGGCGGUCAUGGAUGCGAUCUCUGGUGGGAGGUUCCUCAGAGGGGAGGUGAACGGGUUGGCGGCGCCGUGGGCGGAGAUGCCUUGGUUGAAGGACAAAGGGUACUACAGCUUGGAGGCGUUUGUGGUAAAUCGGCUUGAGGUUGCUCUGAGGUUGUCGUGGCUUAGCUCCCAGGGAGGCAAGAAGCUGAAGGGUGGGAAGGCAGCCAAGGAGAAAGCCUUGACUGCUGGUCUGGCGGCAAAUGCUUUUUGGAGGAAGAAAGGUUGCUUGGACUGGUGGGCGGGGUUGGAUCCUGGAGGAAGGAAAAAAAUCUUUGAGGCCUUCUUGGGGAAGGCAGCUAAAUCUCUGGCAAAUGAAAUUAUCAGGGAAUCAGAACUUGCCUCGUGGAAUGAACUUUGUUUUCACAAGCUUGAUGGUGAAUUCCAACUAAGAUAUGGUCCCAUUCCUUGUUGGAUGAGGUCAAAGAAGCCAUUCUUCAGUAGGAAGCCAGAUUUUUGCAUGGACAUCAUUACCAACACAUCUUCUGGAAGGCCACAAUCUCUAGCCAAAUAUUUGAACUGUUUACUAGUAAUUCAGGAGAUAUGUUCUCUUUAUCUUAGUGAAUAUGAAGAAAAGAUAAUGCUCUUUAGUACACUACCAUCUGCUGAUACCAUAUCUGAUUCUAUUUUAAGGAAACUACAAAAACUCCUCAUGGGUAUUUAUACUAACUAUAUAAAUGUUGAACUUCUGGGAGAUGCAAAGUUGAAGACCAAUCAAAACAAAAGUCAACAGAAGUCUAACACUGGCUGUCUCAAAGGGAAGAAGAAAUCUCGUAGUUCUGGGAAGCCGAGGUCUGUUCCAAAGGCAUCCAAAGUUGAUUCCACCUCAUGCGAAACUUCAGUGGGUCAUGAAUGUGGAGCAGACAGUGCACGUGAUAGCACAACUAGGCUUUGUUCCCAAGAGGAGACUAUUUUGCCAAUGGAUAAUCAGAAGGCUAAAACAACUACAACUACACUGAAAGAUCAUGGAAAUGGGACUCCAUCAGCAGAGAAUGACACUGAAAAUAUUGGCGACUCGUUUGAGUGCAAGAGCCAUACCAGUAAGAAGAAAAGUGGAAGAAGAAGAGCUAAAACUAAAAGUAAAAUCUCAAGCUCAAUGAAAGUUGGAUGUCCUGAUCUUGAGGAUAAAAGAUCUGCUCUUUCAUCCCUUGCUGUGGAUAUUGAAAGGAAAGAAGCCAUUGAUCCCUUGUUGAAUGUAUUAAGUGGUCCAGCAACUGUUACUCCCUUGUCGAAUGGAUCUGCUAUCAUUUCUGAUCCAUCACCAGUAGAUAAUUCAUGUGAGCCUUAUCACGAGCCAGGUUUAAUGGAUGAGAAUGGGAAUACAGGGUGCAUGAAAAAGGAUCUUGAUCUUCAUAAUACCAUAAACCACUGUGUUACUGGGUUGUGCUUUUCCAAAAGUUCAGACAGAUCAGAAAUCCACUAUGAAUGCAAGUGUGACUCACAAUCUACUAAUACAUUAGAAGUGGUGCCACAAAUAUCUAUGACAAACAGUGCAAUCUGCUGUGAUGAAACUAGUGCAAAUUCUGUUGAUCCAUCCAUGAAGUGUUUAGAGAACGAAAACAGAUAUCAGGUAUCCAAUCUUUCUUUACCUAUGCCUGAGCCAACUAUUAAAGGCAGAUCAUAUGAUUGGCCUGAAACCAAGAUUAAUAAUUCUGAAAAUCUAUGCAAAAUAACUUCACAGUUUGUUGCUUCUUCAAUAAACCAAGAAGGUUUUGCAAAUGAUGAUGGUUCUGUAAUUCAAAAUGAUAGUAAAACAUGCUAUUCAUAUAAUCAAACAAAUACUUUUGAAGGAAAAUCAUAUGAGUGGCCUGUCAUAGCGCCCCAUAAUUUUUCAUCUUUCAAUUCACAGCAUGUUCCUGCUGCUACGGAGAGGCUACAUUUGGAUGUUGGACAUGAAUGGCCUGCUUACCGUCAUCAGUCCUUCCUAUGUUCGAGGCAUCAGGCAAGGCUCCCUUCCAACGAGGGUGGAUGCAACCAUAUCUUACCUCCUCUAACUUUGCCAAUGAGUUUUGAUUGGCCUCCUAUGGUUAAAAGUUGUACUCGAUUGAGUCAAACAGUGACUGUAAGCUAUGAUUCUGGAUAUAAUUCAAGGCUGCAAUCUUCAUAUUGUACAGGUUUUUCGGGUCAUGCAGUUCAAAAUACUGGUACUUUUAGUGAGAAUGACAGAAUUCAUACUGGAGAUAUUCUGGAUGUAUAUGAUAUGAAAAACAUGUCGGAUUUGGCAGAGGAUACUGAAAGCUAUUGGCUUUCGGAGGAGGAAAUAGAGAGUCAUAUGCUAUCUGGGAGGGAUUAUAAUCAGUUUUUUGGUGGUGGAGUGAUGUACUGGAAUCCUGCUGAACAUGUUGGAUCAGGUUUUUCUCGCCCACCAUCUCAUAGUUCUGAUGAUAGUGGAUGGGCUUGGCACGAGGCUGAUCUUAACAGAGCUAUAGAUGAUAUGGUUGGAGUGCCUGGAUUAUCUGCUUCAUACAAUACAAAUGGUCUAGCCUCACCAACUGCCACUCAAUUUUGUUCACCAUUUGACACCGUGGGACCUGGACACCAAUCCGUUGGUUAUGCUGUUUCAGGAAAUGAUAUUACUGGGAAGGUUAUUAACUCUUCCUCAGUGCCAGAUAUUCCUGAAGAAAAAGCUCCAAAAUCCAUGAAUAAUUCACCUAGUGUCAUUGAAGGAGUGAAAGGAGAUACACUUCCAUUCUCAAUGUUGCGGCCAAUCAUUGUUCCAAGCAUGUCGAGAAGGGGAUCCAGAUCGGAAUUUAAGCUUGGCUAUGAACACAAAAGCCCAUGUGUGCCUUCUAGUAGGAGGGAUGUUCCCCAAAUCAAGAGACCACCAUCCCCCGUGGUACUUUGUGUUCCUCGAGUGCCUCGCCCUCCUCCACCUUCUCCUGUAGGAGAAUCUAGAAAGCGUGGCUUCCCAAUUGUUAGGUCUGGAAGCUCAAGUCCCAGACACUGGGGUGUUAGGUUUUCUGAUGAAAGUGGUUCUGAGGAAAGUCAAUGUUGUUUUGAUGGUGCUGAAGUUGUAUGGCCUUCAUGGGGAAACAAAGGCCUUACCACCAAUCCCAUGGUUCGGUCAAUUCAUGGACCUUUAUUGACAGAUCAUCUCAUCACAAUUCCCCAGCUUGCCUUCGAUCAGGAACAUCCUGAUGUGGCUUUACCAUUGCAACCUCCAGAGUUGUUGAAUUGUUCAUCUGCUAAAACAUCCUUGUCUAUCAUGCACAAUCUUCUUCAUGAGGAAAUCGAUUUUUUUUGCAAGCAGGUUGCUGCUGAGAAUCUGAUUAAGAAGCCCUACAUUAAUUGGGCUGUCAAGAGGGUAACGCGUUCCCUUCAAGUCCUCUGGCCUCGCUCCAGGACAAACAUAUUUGGUUCUAAUGCGACUGGUUUAGCUCUUCCAACUAGUGAUGUAGAUAUCGUGGUUUCUCUUCCUCCAGUGCGGAAUUUGGAACCUAUCAAAGAAGCUGGAAUUUUGGAAGGUCGUAAUGGUAUCAAGGAAACAUGCCUUCAGCAUGCAGCUAGAUACCUUGCAAACCAGGAGUGGGUUAGAAAUGACUCCCUCAAGACCAUAGAGAAUACUGCGAUUCCUGUAAUCAUGCUGGUUGCAGAAGUUCCUGACGACAUUGAUAUUUCAAGAAAGAAAUCCUCCAUGGUGGAUAUACCACGAGCACUUUCAAGCAUGGUUCCUGGGAGACAAUGCAACAUUCCUACUACUGAUCUUUCUAGUACAGACUGUACCUCUUGGCCAUAUUCAAAAAUGAAAAAGGAUGAUAACAUUGAUGUAAAGUCGAUUCGUCUUGAUAUCAGCUUCAAAUCAGCAUCACAUACUGGACUUCAAACUUCUGAACUGGUUAGAGAACUGACCCAGCAAUUUCCUGCUUCUGUACCACUGGCUUUAGUACUUAAGAAGUUCCUGGCUGAUCGAAGUUUGGACCAUGCUUAUUCUGGUGGUUUAAGUUCAUACUGCUUGGUGUUGUUGAUUAUACGUUUUCUGCAGCACGAACACCAUGUUGGUCGGCCUAAUAACCAAAACCUUGGUGGCCUUCUGAUGGACUUUCUCUACUUCUUUGGGUAUAUUUUUGAACCACGUCAUAUGCGUGUUUCAAUCCAAGGAAGUGGAAUUUAUAUGAACCGGGAAAGAGGACUCAGCAUCGAUCCAAUUCAUAUUGAUGACCCUCUUUAUCCAACUAAUAAUGUUGGAAGAAACUGCUUCCGUAUACAUCAGUGUAUUAAGGCUUUUGCUGAUGCUUACUCUGUGCUGGAAAAUGAGUUACCCCACUUUUCUGGUAAUUCUGUUCCAAGUUCAACCGGAAAAUUCAGGCUACUUCAAAAGAUCAUUUCAAAUAUUGAUUGCGUGGAGUAAAAUUCUAGCACGAGGAUUUUUUGAUUCCUUGAAUGGCUGGUCAUUUUGUUGACAAGUGAAUCACCUACAUAUGGAUCUUUUUUAGUUUCCAAGGUGUCGUUGCUACUUGAACUAGAAGUCUGGGGUUGCUGAUCUGAUGUUCUGAUGGCAUCUUAAAUAUUGAUUUUAUUGAUUUCGUUGGAACAUUUCAUCAUCACUUGCUUUAUUGUUUCUUGGGACAACUGAAGAGAAUACGCUCAUUAGUGGCCCAGCAGUCAGAGUGAUUUUGGGUAUAUGGUCCAUCGAGGAGCUGGCCUAUGUAACUGUUCUGUGCCAAGAGAGCUCAAGUCGCUGAGUAUGCAUGUGAAUGUCUCUGUUCUUGUUUGUGCAUUUGCUUUCAUACGAGAGAUUCUAUUGCCACCUGACAUUGGAUUUUUAUGCUAAAAUGGUUUUACAACAUAUAGGAAUGCUAAAACUGCUAAUCCAAAGUCUUAUGGCGUUUCCAAAUCAAGAAAGUUCUUACGCCUGAAACUCUUCAUCUGGACACCGAAGUCACUGGCCAGACCAGUAUGUCCAGUACUGGUCGGUACUAGUGUACCGACAUAGUACACUGAUAUUUACCAGUGUUUCGAAGAUGAAGGAGAAGAGGAAGGCACAGUGGAGGAGGAGGAAGGAGGAAGAAAAAGGAAGAGGAAGGAAGAAGAUGAGGUGGAGGAAGGAAGAAGUGGAAGUGGUGGAGGAGAGAGAAGGAAUAAGAGGAAGCGGUGUAAGAGGAGGAAGAAGAGGAGGGAGUGUACCAGGAGGUAGGUGGUGGUGGCAAACGGUAUGGGCAGCAACAUCGAACAGCAGCAACGGCGGCAUCGGUUCCACAUGCCCCAUGAGAAGAGGGCUCGUGAAUGUGUAAGAGGAGGAAGAAGAGGAGGGAGUGUACCAGGAGGUAGGUGGUGGUGGCAAACGGUAUGGGCAGCAACAUCGAACAGCAGCAACGGCGGCAUCGGUUCCACAUGCCCCAUCAGAAGAGGGCUCACGUUCACGAGCCCCAAUUGGUGUUUUUCUUUUUAUUUGUUUUAUGUUGAGUUGGACUGGACUGGUACAUGCCACUCGUUUUGUACCAGUCCAGGUGAAAUGGACUUCCUUGAUACUAAUAGCAAGUGUUGGCGAAAGACUUGUUAUCUCCUUUUUUUCUGUCAAAUGGUAUUAGUGUACAUUAUGAUUUGUUGUUGUUGCUGUUGUGAUAAUAACAAUAUAAUUGCACAAUCUGUUGUGUCAUUUUCCAAAAAACUUUUGUUAGUUAGCAUGAUGUAAUUCACCUUGGACAUUUGAUAAUACUUCCCAACAAUUUGCAUAAGUUUGUAGUGAUCAUACCUGUUACUUUUGCCUUCUGAAUUCUUUAUUUCUGCCAUAUUUUUUAGUACUAGACGUGUGUCAUAGUUAGGAACAAGUUUCAUUUGCUUUUUCUUCAAUGUCGAAUGAUCGGAGCAUUGUUGGGUGGAGUUAUGGAAUUAGAUUCAACAAGUACAUGGGGUUGUAGUUAAUUGCAUUAUUGUACUACAAGAAAAUAUAAACUGGGUAAGUGAUCAUUUUCUGGUUUACUUAAACCAGCACAAAUGGAAAAGAACACUAAAUGAUGAGUUUCUAUGAUUGAAGGGAUUAGUUGGUUGUCGAGCUGUGCUUAAGUGGCCGUUAUCUCAAUUUCAUGUUUAAUUGUUUUCUGGAAGGGAAUUUUUUUAUCUUUUGUAGUUCUAUAUUUUCUCUCAUUGUUUGCAGAUUCUACUCUUGUUUAUUGUGGAAUGCUUCUUGUUUAGGACAUUUUACCAUCAAUUGUAUAAACUUUAUUGUGUGAAUUGAGAUUUCAGAAAUGGUGUGUUUCAUAGUAAUUUCUUCCUUUUUGGAUGUUUUGUCAUAUCCGUGCAUGUCUUGUGUACAUUGAUAAAGGAUUAUGCACUAGAUUUAGUUCACGGAAAAUUAUGCACUAGAUUUAGUUCAUGGCAACAGCAUAAUCUGACAUAGUCAUCAUUUAUCUACAUUUUAAAGUUUCGAUGUUUCAAACAUACAUACAGUUCCAACAAGGGAGUGAUUCAUGAAUCUAGGAUCGAACCUCUGUUAUGCAUGAAGGCUUUGUGAAUUCUGAAUUGACCCAAUUUUUUGGCUUG
Messenger RNA from Musa acuminata AAA Group (dessert banana), 7074 nucleotides. RefSeq lists its product as uncharacterized. The record is from RefSeq and is a predicted model, not a curated record. Gene Ontology annotation, biological process: RNA 3'-end processing. The transcript is spliced from 18 exons. Bases 116 to 4942 code for a protein of 1608 amino acids. Lineage: Eukaryota; Viridiplantae; Streptophyta; Magnoliopsida; Zingiberales; Musaceae. Gene Ontology annotation, molecular function: mRNA binding; poly(A) RNA polymerase activity. Gene Ontology annotation, cellular component: TRAMP complex; nucleolus.